GCCACCUCUGUCACACGUGCGUAGUUUGUUGUUCUUUUUUGAGUUGAUUUUGAAAUAAGUUAGUUGAUAUUAUAAGUUAUCCAAAGCAUGAAACCCGAUUUCAAAGAGGCUCCACAAGAAGGAGGCAGGCAACAAUUGCAUAAUGUGCGAUUUUAUACGAUUAGGCCACGAGGAAUUGAUUGUAUGGCAUACAACAAGUCCGAGAAAUCUCUGGCUGUCUGCCGAGAGGGAUAUUUCAUUGAGCUGUGGAAUCUGCAGCAUACACCGUAUUUGGAUCGUGUGAUCUAUCUUCAAAGGAAGGCUCGAGUGGAGGAUUUAGCCUGGUCGGGUAAACGUCUCUUUACUGUGAGUUUGCAGGGAAAGCUAAUUGAAUGGAACGUGGAAAAAGGAGAAGCAGUUGCAAAAAUUUCGCCCACAGGAAAUGCUAUAUGGUGUGUAGCUGUUAAUCUAGCAGGCACUGAUCUGGCUGUAGGAACGGAGGAGGGACAUAUUAACAUCCUAAGCAUAGAAAAUAAUGAGAUCACCCACAAAUCAAUCUUUGUUAAGCAAAGAGGACGCGUCCUAUGUUGUAAAUUUGACAAAUCUGGCAAGCGUCUGGUCACAGGCUGUGAGGGUUAUGUGAAAAUCUGGAAUGUGGCGAAAGGAACUACCAUACACACGAUGACUCUAUCGGACAAACAAGUGAUUGUAUGGUCAAUACUAGUGCUAAGUGAUAAUACCAUCAUUACGGGGGAUUCGGCUGGAUUUGUGUCCGUAUGGAACGGCCAGAAUGGCACCCAGAUCGAAAGGCAACAAGUGCUUGACAAGAAUGUUUUUGCAUUGGCCAUUAAUGAGGAUGAGAAUCGUUUGGCCUGCAGUGGUAUGCAGCCACCGUUGAUACGGAUAUUGAAUAAAACUCAAAUCAAGCGGGAGGAUGCCACCUUUGACCGUUGGAUUAAGUUUUUGCAGCGUGAUCCCCAUAAGCACUAUGUCAAAUCGUUGGCCAUGAUACCAAACGGUCGUAUUGUCUCUGGCGGACAGGAUGGUAUACUGACCAUAUCCCCGAGUGAACGAAUGCGCGGCUAUGCGUGUCAACAUGCCCCAUUCUUGAAGGGAUCCGUAGUCUCUGUGGCGGCAGCACAGAAGUUGGUCCUUCUCCGAUAUUCCAAUAGUUUACACCUAUGGCGCCUGGGCACGGCCAAACAGAAGGAAACGAUUAAGCCUGGAUUACGCAUGAACACCCUGGCCAUAGGACAUACAGAGGAUCUGCUUUUGGAGCAGCCACCACAAAAACUUGUACAAUUAAAUGUGCGUCAAUAUAAAUUCUGUCGGGCCAGUGCCAUUUCACCAGAUGGCAAAUGGAUAUGUUAUUCCACUCAUAAAGAGUUAAGAUUAUAUCGCCUGCACACAGAUAUUUUAUCAAUUCAACGCAAAUUUCAAUCAACCACUAAUAAACUCCACACGGAUCAUAUAAUUUUCUCUGCAGACAGCCAGCGUCUUGUGGUCCUUAAUCAGAAUCAGGCGAAAUUCUUUGCUAUAAGCGAAGAUAAUCUUACGUUUCUCUAUCACGUGAUGUUGGGACCGACAAUUACAGCAAAUGUUAAUCAUCUAUUGCUCUCACCCUGCGGCAAUUAUUUGGUGGCAGCCAGUUCUGAUAAUGUGGUAGCAAUAUGGCAACAUAAGGAGAACAGACAUCCAAAUUUCAAGCUGCUACUUACUCUGCCACGCCAUCAGGCCGGCACCACAGCCCUGGCCAUGCACGAGAAUGAGCCCCGCUUGGUGGUGGCCUAUGCCGAUGGCCGUAUUGUGGAAUAUGAUUUACUCAAUAGUUGCUUUACAUGCGAAUCGGAGGAAUAUCUAAUAAACACAACACACUCGUUCGUCAUCAAGGGAAUCGUUUUGGAUUCAAAUAAUCCAAAUAUGUUCAUUGUAUAUAAUGAAUUAUAUAUUUAUUCAAUGGAAAAGUAUUCCAAUAAUGAGGACAAUCAUUUAGCCAAAAGCGCUAAACUAAGUAAGGAGAGUCGAGCGGUGGUUGCCAAAAAACCAAUGAGUUUAAAGGUUAAAUCCAAAAUCUUGAGACACCACCUUGUCCAUGUCGCUCGUCUCAACGCUAACGAACUUGUCAAUGUCAGCAUUCAGACAAGCAAUCUAUUGGCUUCAUUGCCGCCACCAUACGAAAGAAAGAAAUUUGGAGCCUCCUAAAAGGCAUAAAAGAAACAACGAAAAAAACUAAUACUAGGAAUAGUGUGCUGCCUCUUGUUACAAAUACACAAAACAAAAAUAAACAAAACAAUACAAAAACCAAG
This is a messenger RNA of Drosophila willistoni, 2285 nucleotides long. It is a transcript of the gene l(3)72Dn, whose product is annotated as U3 small nucleolar RNA-associated protein 4 homolog. Gene Ontology annotation, biological process: maturation of SSU-rRNA from tricistronic rRNA transcript (SSU-rRNA, 5.8S rRNA, LSU-rRNA). The record is from RefSeq and is a predicted model, not a curated record. The coding region runs from base 88 to 2181 and encodes 697 amino acids. Lineage: Eukaryota; Metazoa; Arthropoda; Insecta; Diptera; Drosophilidae. Gene Ontology annotation, molecular function: RNA binding; protein binding. The transcript has 3 exons. Gene Ontology annotation, cellular component: 90S preribosome; small-subunit processome; t-UTP complex.